Molecule: messenger RNA, 1771 nt
Organism: Zingiber officinale
Lineage: Eukaryota; Viridiplantae; Streptophyta; Magnoliopsida; Zingiberales; Zingiberaceae
Product: cytochrome P450 710A11-like
Exons: 1
Coding region: 111-1616 (501 amino acids)
Biological process (GO): sterol metabolic process
Molecular function (GO): oxidoreductase activity, acting on paired donors, with incorporation or reduction of molecular oxygen; monooxygenase activity; heme binding
Source: RefSeq, a predicted model, not a curated record
UAAAAACCCCUCGGUCGUUGGUGAGCCGUCAAACAACCCGUGGUUACUGCGGCGUCACUAUCGCAGAUUCGCAGUUUCCCCAUCCGGAAACAGACAAGCCAGAGCAGAGCAUGGACUACCACUGGCCUGGCUUCCACGCCGCCGGAGACGCCAUCCGCCGCUCGGCCGCAGUGUCCUUCCCUUACCUUCUCUGCGCUCUGGCCUUCUGGUUUCUGUGGGAGCAGUUGUCGUAUCUCCGCAAGAAGGGCCCGCUCCCGGGGCCGCACUUCGUCAUCCCCUUCCUCGGCAGCGCGCUGCCGAUGAUCCUGAACCCGACGGCCUUCUGGGCGCGCCAAGCCGCCCUCGCCCGCGACCUCGGCGUCUCCGCCAACUUCCUGGUCGGCCGCUUCGUCGUCUUCGUGCGCUCCACCGAGCUGUCGCACAAGGUCUUCGCCAACGUCCGCCCCGACGCGUUCCACCUCAUCGGACAUCCCUUCGGGAAGAAGCUCUUCGGCGAGCACAACCUCAUCUACCUCUUCGACCAGCAGCACAAGGACCUCCGCCGCCGCAUCGCCCCCAAUUUCACCCCGCGCGCGCUCUCCACCUACGUCGACAUCCAACAGAGAGUGAUCGCCGCCCACAUCUCCAGGUGGCUCGCCCUCGCCACUGCCUCCCCCGAACCCAUCCCGCUCCGCCUCCUCUGCCGCGAUCUCAACCUCGAGACCUCGCAGACCGUCUUCGCCGGACCUUACCUCACCCCGGAGGCGCGCGUGCAGUUCAACCGCGACUACAACCUCUUCAACGUCGGCCUCAUGGCCCUCCCCUUCGACCUCCCCGGCUUCGCCUUCCGCCGUGCGCGCCUCGCCGUCUCCCGCCUCAUCCAAACCCUCUCCGGCACCGUCGCCCUGAGCAAAUCCCGCAUCCGAUCCGGCGCCGAACCAACCUGCCUCAUCGAUUUCUGGAUGCAGGACGCCCUGCGCGAGAUCACUGAGGCGAACGACAUCGAGAUCGGCGGCCACCUCUUCGACUUCCUCUUUGCGGCGCAGGACGCGUCGACGUCCUCUCUCCUAUGGGCGGUGGCGGCGCUCGAUGCGCACCCGGACGUCCUCGCAAGGGUUCGAUCGGAGGUAUCGGCAUUGUGGUCCCCAGAUUCGGGGCUCCCCAUCACGGCGGAUCUGAUCCGGCAGAUGCGUUACACCGAGGCGGUGGCCCGCGAGGUGGUGCGCUACCGGCCUCCGGCGACAAUGGUGCCCCACAUAGCCGGCGAGCCAUUCCGGCUGACGGAGUGGUACACGGUGCCGAAGGGCGCGAUCGUGUUCCCAUCGGUCUACGAGUCUUCGUUCCAGGGGUUCACGGAGCCGGAGCGGUUCGAUCCGGAGCGCUUCUUCUCGGAGGAGCGGGCGGAGGACCGAGUCUACAAGCGCAACUUCCUGGCCUUCGGCGCCGGCGCCCACCAGUGCGUCGGGCAGCGCUACGCCGUCAACCAUCUCCUCCUCUUCAUCGCCCUCUUCGUCUCCCUCGUCGACUUCAAGCGCCGCCGCGCCGACGGCUGCAACGACAUCGCCUACGUCCCCACCAUCGUGCCUCGGGACGACUGCACCGUCUACCUCGUCCCGCGUUGGGCCCUUUCAACAUGAGCCAAUCUGAGCCCGCACUUAACCGGCGGGGACCGCGCCUGGUGGACAAUUGGGUAAUUCGGUCUUUUCAUUCGUCGCGAUGCAUCGUGCGUUGUAUUUUAGGAAUAUUUAUUGAGAGAUUGGAAAUAAUAAUGAGAGAAAUAAAUGGAUUUAUU